Molecule: messenger RNA, 1643 nt
Organism: Dermatophagoides farinae (American house dust mite)
Lineage: Eukaryota; Metazoa; Arthropoda; Arachnida; Sarcoptiformes; Pyroglyphidae
Product: origin recognition complex subunit 1
Biological process (GO): DNA replication initiation; mitotic DNA replication checkpoint signaling
Cellular component (GO): nuclear origin of replication recognition complex
Molecular function (GO): ATP binding; DNA replication origin binding; ATP hydrolysis activity
Source: RefSeq, a predicted model, not a curated record
GCCAAUUUUGGAGGGUACUCGCCACACCUUUUUUUUCGGUGAUAAGACAGCGCAACAUGUGUGAAAUUUCAUCAUCAUCGAAAGAACAACUUGAAUAAUUUCUCAUUUUUUUUAUAAUAAAAACAAACAUCAUAAAUGAGUAAUAUAUUAAUUAAUUAAUUAAUUACAAAAAUGAGUUCAAGACCUAAACGUCAACGUAAACCGGCAAAAAUUUUUGGCGAUGUAGUGGACAAUUCAUUUAUUUAUUAUGGUUCAAAUUCAAAAAAUUCAACCAUAAGAUAUUAUAAUAAUGGAAGAAAGAAAAGAAAAUCGUCCGCAUCCAAAACUAAUGCAACGGGUAGUCAAAAUCGAAAAAUAAUCAUCAAAAAUGAUAAAGAUUCACAUUGUGAGUUGCCAUCUUCCAAGCUUAAAAUGGUCAAACGAAUCGUUGUCAACAAAUCGAAAACGAAUAAAAAAAUCACGUUAGAAGAUAUUGUAUUACGAUUACAUUCAUCAUCAGUGCCUGAAUCAUUGCCUUGUCGUGAAUUUCAAUUUGAUGAUAUCUAUAAUUUUAUUACGAAAAAAUUAUACGAAAAUGAAGGAGGUUGUAUGUACAUAAGUGGUGUUCCUGGAACCGGCAAAACGGCAACAUUAUGUGAAGUUAAACGUAAAUUGAAUGGUGAAUCAAAAAGAUUACCAAAAUUUAAAUUCAUUGAAAUCAAUGGAAUGAAGCUUGCACAGCCGAAUAAAUUUUGUUCACAUUUUCUAAUGGAAUUGAAUGGAAUGAAAAAGAACAAUUAUCAAGCUACUAAUAUUUUAACAGAAAGAUUUAGUGACAUGAAUCUGUCGAAAGAAUUUGUCAUCUUAUUCAUCGAUGAAUUGGAUUAUCUUAAGACAAAAAAACAGGACAUCCUUUAUCAUAUAUUUGAUUGGCCGAAUCGAAAAAAUUCUAAACUAGUUGUAUUGGCCGUUGCUAAUUCAAUGGAUUUGCCUGAACGAUUUAUGGUCAAUAGAGUUUCUUCACGUCUUGGAUUGACACGUUUACUUUUUCAUCCAUAUUCGUAUAAAGAAUUGGAAAAAAUUGUUUUGUCCAAAUUAGGAGAUUUGAAUGGUGUAGAGAUUUUCGAACCAGAUGCUUUGGAAUUGAUUUGUCGAAAAGUAUCGGCCGUUUCUGGUGAUGUACGAAGGGUAUUGGAUAUUUGUAGACGUGCAACCGAAAUAGGCAUCAUGAAUGGAAAUUCAAAAGUCACAAUGGCCGAUGUUGACAAAGCGCUCAAAGAAAUUUUUCAAUCAACAAAAACGAUACGAAUACAACAGGCAUCGAUACAGGAACAGAUAUUUUUACGUUCAUUUUUACAAAAUUUUCGUUCCACUGGUCUUGAAGAAUAUCAAUUUAUUGAACUAUACAAAACUCAUUCGGAUAUUUGUCAUUUUGAAGGAAAUUUCGUGCCAAACACAAUAGAAUUAUCAAAAAUAGUGACAAAUCUUGAUCUGGCCAAAAUAAUUUUAUUAGAACGAUCUCAUUCUCAUUUAUAUCGACGAAUACGUUUAAAUGUAUCACCAGAUGAUAUUGCAUUCGCAUUGAAUCUAGACUUAUAAAACUGUAUAUAUAUAUAUGUUUUACUCAUCAAUAAUUUAUUAUCAUUUUAACAUUCAUCAAGAAU